AUGCCAGUCGACAGGAGAGAAGUGGUGGCCGCAGUGGAGGCCAUCUUUGGAUAUCAGUUCAGGAACUCCGAUAUAUGCUGGGAGGCAUUGAAUUGCAAAGGAGCGGGUGGAUUCGCCCAAGGUCACACAAGGCUAGCCCUUCUUGGAGAUAGGCUCCUUGGGUGGAGGCUUACAAACGCAUGGUACCCAACGGGGAAAUCGACGGAAAUUGGUACUAAUAUCAUUGAUCAACUGGCGAACAACGCCCACCUCGCUCUAGUCGGUCGUAAUAUCGGCCUUGAAGCAUAUAUCAAUUCGAACCCGUCACAGAAGGGGCAAAUCAGUGGUAAGAUGAUUGCGGGUACUGUGGAGGCCCUUCUUGCCGCUUUCUACCUCGAUGGAGGUGUGGAGGUCUUAGAUAGGGCGCUGGCCAGGCUUGAAUUGCUUUCUGUAUCAGGCCCAUAG
Messenger RNA from Venustampulla echinocandica, 444 nucleotides. RefSeq lists its product as uncharacterized. Gene Ontology annotation, molecular function: ribonuclease III activity. The record is from RefSeq and is a predicted model, not a curated record. NCBI's taxonomy places the organism in Eukaryota, Fungi, Ascomycota, Leotiomycetes, Helotiales, Pleuroascaceae. Gene Ontology annotation, biological process: RNA processing. The coding region runs from base 1 to 444 and encodes 147 amino acids. The transcript is spliced from 2 exons.